Mauremys reevesii (Reeves's turtle) is the source of this 1985-nucleotide messenger RNA. RefSeq names its product microtubule-associated proteins 1A/1B light chain 3C-like. Gene Ontology annotation, cellular component: autophagosome; cytosol; autophagosome membrane. The transcript has 4 exons. Gene Ontology annotation, biological process: macroautophagy; cellular response to nitrogen starvation; autophagy of mitochondrion. The record is from RefSeq and is a predicted model, not a curated record. The coding region runs from base 51 to 437 and encodes 128 amino acids. Gene Ontology annotation, molecular function: ubiquitin protein ligase binding. Lineage: Eukaryota; Metazoa; Chordata; Testudines; Geoemydidae.
CUAUUUAAAGGGCUCCGGGGGCAGACGAGCCCCGCUCAGCGCCCUACAGGAUGUUGCCAGUUACCAGCAAGCGGGAGCCCCGCGCUCCCUUCAAGCAGCGGAAAUGCUUCGCUACCAGGAAACGCGAAGUGGCCGCGGUCCGCUCCAAGUUCCCCAGCAAACUCCCGGUGAUCCUGGAGCGGUACCCCAAGGAGAAGGUUCUGCCAGCAUUGGAUAGGACCAAGUUCCUGGUCCCUCAGGAGCUGACAAUGGGGCAGUUUGUGACCAUUAUUCGGAACAGGAUGGCCCUCAGCUCCACCCAGUCGUUCUACUUGCUGGUGGAUGGUAGCCGGAGCCUGGUCAGCAUGUCGCUCACCAUGGCUGAAGUGUACACACUAAACCAAGAUGAGGACGGGUUCCUCUACAUGACCUACGCCUCCCAGGAGAUGUUUGGUUAAGGCUACUGGUUGCCUCGGACCCCUGCUCUUCUGAGAGGACCCAUUGUUGCCCAUUUAAAUGUUGCUGCUUGGUAAAUGGUGUCAUCCCACCCCCUCUAGUCAGAGUAGGAAUGAUAUUCCUACCUGGCCAGUGGGGCAUCUACCCUGGUGUGGUGAGACACCAAGGAACCUGCCCAUUUCCUCCCUUCCCCAAGUGGGUGACUGGAUAGACUUGCUCCAAAAGGAAAGAUCUGACUCCAGACUGAGGGCCCCCCCUUUAGCCCAGUGCAAGUACCUUUACCUUGUCAUGCAGUGCCCAUGGGAUGGCCCUUUCAGUGUUGUGGGGGAUAGUCACACCUGCCAGCCUCUUGCACUGGUGCCAGUGUGAUUCCCCCCACUGUGAGACCAAUAGGACCCCACUGCUCAAGGGCUAAUGUUAUAGGACACUGCUUGGUGCUGGCUCAGAGUUCCCGCUGUACCACCUGGGGCUGGUAAAGCCCAGCCUGUUCCUUCUGACCUUGGGAUAGAACUCACAUGGUGGUAGCUUUUGGAAUAAAAGGAAGUAAACUUAUCUUCCAGCAGCUUUCCUAGCCCCACUGCUGACCACUGGAGACCCUUGUCCUCCCUGAACAGGGGUGAACCUCCUCCUCAAGGGCAGCCCUAGCUGUGGGGUAGACUGGUUCUCUUGUAAGGGAGGUUGAGUUGUGCAGGAGGGAAGGUAAUCCUGCACAUGGAAUAAGCACUGUCUGGCCUUUAGAUGGCACGUAUUCCCUUUAGAAGCAUACCCUGUAACUACUAUUAACCCUGUUAAACAUGUUUCUGUAAAUGCUUGUCUGUGUGAAAUGGGACUGGCAAUCCAAUCCAGCAUAGCCAAGCCACUGCAGUUCCUGAGAGUAAUGACUACACUGAGAGCUCUCCUGCCAGGUGCAAGCAGCUCAUGAUGCUACCAGUCAGUAGAGAGGCCUGAGGCGAGUGCACCAGUUACAGCUGUAUUUAGAGCACAUGGUCCCUUGGGCCUGUUAUCUUGGUGCAAAUAACCUGUCCUGGAUGGGAGGUUCUGUGCUGUGGUGACCCUGUCCUGGACCCACAACUACUUAGCAGGCCUCAGUCUGAGGGUUGUUUAGCUGGUGCUGUGUGCUUUCCUCUCCAGUGCUGCUGGGUUGGUAAAAGCUCCUGGAGACCCUGCUGGAAGCCUGUCUUAAUUUCAGACUGAUCAGAGGCUGCUUUCUGCUGGUGGCUGUCACUGAUUCAGAAGUGGGCAAAGGAAAGCUGGGUUAGAAAGGCCUGUGUUAUCUAAGCACCCAAGGCUCCUAAUGGUGUAGAGCAGGACGGGGCUGAGAUAGCAGCUAGCGUCUUUCCUGCUCCCUACAACAUGUGUGCAUGUACCAGGGCCUCUCCUCCUAUUGCUGCUGGGAAGAUUGAUUCAUUGCAGGGAGGGGAAGCUGUUAUCAUGUUCUGGGAUAAUGCCUGAGGAGGCUGGAGCAUCCACUAAAUAGGCAGUUCCUGUUCUGUACCCUGCUCUGGAGUCCCAGUCUGAUUCCAGGGACUCCUACACCAGACAGAUGUAAA